AGCAGCUGUGUAAAAGCAGCUGUGCAGAUAGGUCAGACCCUGGCUUCAUUACCAAGAGAGGUGCCCAAGGGGGGCACAUGUCUGUGAAGAACAGCAGGGCUGGGUUUGCCCUUCAUAGUCUCUCCAGAGUGCGGAAAAGAGAAGGGGGUGGAGGCUGAGAGAGAGACAAAAAAACCAAAACAGCCACAACCGCCUUCAGAGGUCGGUUUACCCCCCCAAGUGGAGUCGCAGUAGCUGCUGCCCAGAGCACACAGGAACCACCAGUGCCUCAGUACAAGCAGUUGGGGCUCAGAAAAGAUCUCCCUGGGCAGGAGCCAUGGCAUGGCCACCUCCCUACUGGCUCUGCAUGCUGGGGACCUUGGUAGGGCUCUCAGCUACCCUAGCCCCAAACAGCUGUCCAGACAAACACUACAGGACUGUGAGAGGACUCUGCUGCCAGAUGUGUGAGCCAGGUACAUUCUUUGUGAAGGACUGUGACCAGGACAGAACAGCCGCUCAGUGUGACCCGUGUAUACCAGGCACCUCCUUCUCUCCAGACUACCACACCCGGCCCCACUGCGAGAGCUGCAGGCACUGUAACUCUGGUUCUCUCAUCCGCAACUGCACAGUCACUGCCAAUGCUGAGUGCACCUGCUCCAAGGGCUGGCAGUGCAGGGACCAGGAAUGUACAGACUGUGACCCUCCCCUAACCCCUUUACUGACCAGCCAGCCAUCUGCGGCCCCAAGCCCACAGCCGCCACCCACCCACUUACCUUAUGCCACAGAGAUGCCAUCCCAGCCCCUACACAGGCAGCUUCCCGACUCAACUGUCUACAGCCACCACCGGUCACCCCACAGAGCCCUGUGCAGCUCUGACUGUAUCCGGAUCUUUGUGACCUUCUCCAGCUUGUUUCUUGUCUGCAUCCUGGGCGGACUCUUGUUCUUCCAUCGAAGAAGAAACCACAGGCCAAAUGGAGACAGUCGGACAGUGCCGGAAGAGCCUUGUCCUUAUAGGUGUCCCAGGGAGGAGGAGGGCAGUGCCAUCCCUGUCCAGGAAGACUACCGGAAACCUGAGCUUGUUUCCUACCCUUGAUCCAGUGAGGGGUGGGGCCCUUUCUGCUGAGGCCCCACCCAGAGAGACCCGAUGGUGGCCUGCUCCCCCACCAUGGUCAUCAGAACCCCUUCCUGUGAACACUCGACAAACUGCCCUUCUGAGACCGAUGGGGACAGGAGCAGGACCCCAGGAGCAAGCCGGGGAGACUGGGGCUCUAGCUGUAAAACACACUUACUCUAGAUGAAGCCUUCCAGUUGGCAAAGCUACACGCUGCGGGUGAAAAUGGCCCCCCAAGGACACCAGAGAUGGCUUGGCAGUGAGCAGCACAUAUUGUUCUUCCAAAGAACCAGAGUUUGAUUCCCAGCACUGUCAGAUGGAUCAAAACCAGCUAGUUUCAGAGGAUCUGACACCUUUGACCUCUUCUGGUACCUACAACAACAACAACAACAGCAACAUACACACAAUUCAAAAUAAAAUAAAAUAAAUGUGAUAGGCCACCAGCCAGCGCCCUGGUUCCAGAAGGACUAAUUGCCACGUAAGACAGACACACAGACACACAGACGUCCUGGCCUUGGCUCUGUCUUCCCUGUAAGUUGCGACAGUGCUGUGGGAAAGCUGAGACUGAGACUUUCUCUCAGUUGAGGUAAACUAUAAAUAAAUUCAUUUGCCUACUUCUA
Messenger RNA from Apodemus sylvaticus (European woodmouse), 1710 nucleotides. It is a transcript of the gene Cd27, whose product is annotated as CD27 molecule. Gene Ontology annotation, molecular function: protein binding; transmembrane signaling receptor activity. Lineage: Eukaryota; Metazoa; Chordata; Mammalia; Rodentia; Muridae. Gene Ontology annotation, biological process: positive regulation of T cell differentiation; positive regulation of B cell differentiation; negative regulation of apoptotic process. Gene Ontology annotation, cellular component: external side of plasma membrane. The record is from RefSeq and is a predicted model, not a curated record. Bases 317 to 1072 code for a protein of 251 amino acids. The transcript is spliced from 6 exons.